This is a messenger RNA of Opisthorchis viverrini, 1694 nucleotides long. RefSeq lists its product as hypothetical. Gene Ontology annotation, molecular function: actin binding. Gene Ontology annotation, biological process: cell projection assembly; substrate adhesion-dependent cell spreading; establishment or maintenance of cell polarity. The record is from RefSeq and is a predicted model, not a curated record. Gene Ontology annotation, cellular component: focal adhesion; cytoplasm; actin cytoskeleton. Lineage: Eukaryota; Metazoa; Platyhelminthes; Trematoda; Opisthorchiida; Opisthorchiidae. Bases 25 to 1155 code for a protein of 376 amino acids. The transcript has 5 exons.
CCAUUAUCUUCUCUUCUUAUAGCAAUGACAACUUUAGCGGGGUUGAAAAGUCAUGAUUCGCUUCUGUCCAAAUUGGACACUUUCAAACGGAAGAAGAAAGAUAGGUUAGAAGUGGAAGAGCUGACAAAGGAGAGCAACCAGGCGAUCAAACUUUCUUCUACUCCAUUUUUUCCCGAUCCGAAAGAUUACAACCUACAGGAAGGCGAGGAAAGAUCGUAUCCAGAAAUGUCAUCUAUGAAAGCUGCAUGUUUUCAAGAGCUGACAAACAAGCUACUCAGUUGGAUAAAUAACGAACUAGCGGCUCAACGUAUCUUGGUCCGAGAUCUGAAGGAAGACAUCUAUGACGGCCAGGUGUUGCAAAAACUUGUGGAGAAAUUAACUGGAGUGACACUUGCCUAUCCUGAAGUUACUCAGUCCGAAGUUGGACAACUGCAGCGCCUAAAGGAGGUGUUGGCUACCAUCAACAGUUCCCUUCGGGUUCGACCAACAUGGACGGCAGAGCUUAUAUACAAUAAAGACAUCGCGGCCACUUUACGCCUUCUCGUUGCACUUGCUACUCACUUCAAGAGUGAAAUGCACUUUCAGCCAGGUGUUUAUUUGACUGUGAUUGUCGCUCGAAAGCUUAACGGCAAGCUACAAUAUCGUCACGAUCGGCAAUACAUCACUGAACUGACUGGACCUGAAAACUCUGCACAUCCAUCAGAUUUAUUAUCGCGGGACCACCUGGUUGUGCAAACCCUGAAUGACUUCGUGAAUGCCCAUCUGGGGCAAUUGACACUCCAAGUAACCGACUUGGCACGGGAUUUUUCUGACGGAGUGCUCUUGAUCCUGCUUAUGGGUCUACUGGAAGGCUACUUCGUCCCGUUCUAUGCCUAUCAUCCGACUCCCACUACCGAAAUAAUGAGAACUAAUAAUGUCAAAUUGGCUUUCGAGCUGAUGCAAGCUGCCGGAAUCGGGGAACCUCCGGCUCAACCAGAAGAAAUCAUCGCCGCGGAUAGCAAAGCGAUUCUGCGAGUUUUAUACAGCAUAUAUUCAUUUUACGAGCGAAUGGAACAGGAACGAAGACGAUAUGAAAUCGCCAACAUCCGGGAGCUGGAGGAGCCAGAAGAAACACACUUUGUCGAACCUGAGCAUACCGAUGCGGACUUACUGUGAUAUGUGUAUGUUGUAACCUUUUGCAGCUAUCUUCUUACCCGCGAUCUUGCUCAAGCACCACUUUCUUCAGCCAUCUGUAAUAUUUUUGUUCUAUAAGCCAGUUAGCUAUUAUUAAGGAGAUAUUUCACUGCUUCAAUCAUGCUUUCAUCAUAUCCUGUCGUCCAGGAAACGCGGCAAAGUGCGCCGCCAAGUGCUCUCUUUUUGCCUAAUUUCGAACCCGGCUGCUCUGAGUUUUUUCCGUUCACAAGCAUUCCACUGAGAUUGUCGUAAUUCUAUUUGGACUAUGAUAUUUUUCGUAGAGCGAGGCUUCUAACAAGUCUUUUGUCAUUUUGAUUCUUGCAUAUGUGAAUCAUUGAGCAACGGGCGUGAAAUCUUACUUAGCUGGUCUUCAGUCUGUUAGGUGUUUUUUUCGUUUCUUUGCUUGUAAACGUCCCACUUUUAAGUGGAAUAGAUUGUUAGCAUAAAGUGCUAUUGGCAGGUAACUCGGCUUCAAUGGUCUUUUUGCGCCUCUGCAGAAGCCAUUGAUAUUUCUCUUCUUU